AAUUAUUAACUCUUAUAAAUAUUUCAAUAUUUGCUUGCCAUGACACAUACUUGACUAGUUAUAUUCACUUAUCCCAGGUUUUGGUCAAGAUCUAGAUUCACCUCUAGAUCACAAUGUGACACUCUUGUGAACAACAUGUGUGAGGGCUUUAAUAGUGUGCUAGUUGAUAGUAGGUCUAAUCCUAUUAUUAGCAUGUUAGAAGACAUAAGGGUUUACAUAAUGAAGAGAUGGGCUGCCAACAGGACAAAGAUCACAUCAUAUCAAGGUUCAAUCUGCCCCAAGGUUUUUAACAGAUUUCAGAAGGAGUCCUGGUUAACUAGAUAUUGGUUACCAAGAAAAUGGGCAAUUACUGGCAUUCCGUGUACUCAUGCCAUCACUGCAAUGAAAUUUUUGAAUAUAAAUGCAGAAGAAUACAUUGGCCACUGGUUUAGGAAGUCUACUUAUGAAGAGACUUACAACACAAUAAUUAACCCUAUCAAUGGACAACAUGUCUGGGAUGUUACACCCUAUGCAGAUAUAUUACCACCAAAGAAGAGGACAAUGCCAGGAAGGCCCAAGAAGAAACGAAGACUAGAGGAGUGGGAGUUGAAGAAGAAUAACAGUGAAUUAAGAAAGGGUGGGCAGAGGAAAACAUGUGCCAUCUGCAAAGAACUUGGACACAACAGAAAAGGCUGUCCACAAAGACCUCCAACAGUAGAGGUUCCUACAGCACAAUCUUCUCAAGUCACCCAACCUCCAGCAACUAUGCCUUUAUCUGAUGAAUGA
Molecule: messenger RNA, 765 nt
Organism: Vigna angularis (adzuki bean)
Lineage: Eukaryota; Viridiplantae; Streptophyta; Magnoliopsida; Fabales; Fabaceae
Exons: 2
Coding region: 136-765 (209 amino acids)
Molecular function (GO): zinc ion binding; nucleic acid binding
Source: RefSeq, a predicted model, not a curated record